AUGUAUGGCUUAUUAGAGGGAAAAACUGUAGCUAUAACAGGCGGAGUGACUGGGAUUGGUCGUGCUAUUGCGAUUGGUAUGGCGAAAAAUGGGGCUAACGUUGUUGUUAACCACUUACCAAAUCAACUGGAGCUAGUUAAAUCCUUACAAGAGGAAAUUGGUGAAGAUAAAUUUUUAGGUGUUGCUGGAGAUAUAUCGAAGCCCGAAAAUUGUGAAGAAUUAAUUGUCAGAACAGUUGAGAAAUUUCAUGAAAUCAAUGUUUUUGUAUCGAAUGCUGGAAUAUGUGAGUUUAAAGAAUUUACGGAGAUUGAACCUGAGACAUAUUAUAAAACGAUCGACAUAAAUCUAAAUGGAGCAUUUUUUUCUAUCCAAGCUGCUGCUAAACAGAUGAAAAAACAAGGAAAGGGAGGCAGUAUUAUUGGAAUCAGUAGUAUUUCAGCUUUAGUUGGGGGCGCCUAUCAGGCACAUUAUACUCCAACGAAAGCUGGAAUAUUAUCUAUUAUCCAAUCUACUGCUUGUGCAUUAGGACCAUACGGUAUUAGAUGUAAUGCGCUCUUGCCUGGGACCAUUAAAACAGCCUUAAAUGGUGAAGAUUUAAGUAAUGAUGAAAAAAAGAAAUAUAUGGAAAACCGUAUUCCUUUAACAAGACUAGGCGAACCUGAAGAUAUGGCAGGUCCUUCAGUCUUCUUGGCGAGUGAUCUUUCAAAAUAUGUAAACGGUGCGCAAUUAUUGGUUGAUGGCGGUCUCUUUGUCAAUUUACAAUGA
Debaryomyces hansenii CBS767 is the source of this 765-nucleotide messenger RNA. Its product is annotated as SDR family NAD(P)-dependent oxidoreductase. NCBI's taxonomy places the organism in Eukaryota, Fungi, Ascomycota, Pichiomycetes, Serinales, Debaryomycetaceae. The transcript has a single exon. Gene Ontology annotation, molecular function: oxidoreductase activity, acting on the CH-OH group of donors, NAD or NADP as acceptor. Bases 1 to 765 code for a protein of 254 amino acids. The record is from RefSeq and is a predicted model, not a curated record.